GAAAUCAGGAAUGAGUAGAGUAAAAAAAACCAAACAAACAAAAAAAAACCCACCACACCAACAUAUAAUUCCUGUUGGGGGAAAGAACUUGGUAUAAAUACCUUGAAAAAGGUGGCUUUUGGAGCUUUCACUUGUUUACCUGUGUGAGCUUGCUAAUUAAUGAUCUUCUCAAUUCAUCGUGCACAUUGGUCAGGAAGAAGCUCCUGAAUUGCUCUUUAUUUUUUCAGAAUGUAUUUUCCUGCGUUUUUUUCCCUUUCAGCCAAAGUAACAUGUAAAUCUCUUGGCAGCGUUUAGUUACAAGUGACCUGGGGUCCUCAGAGGAUUUAAACUUCUGUGAGAGGGAAUAAAAGUGUUACAUUGAUGGACUAUAAUGGGAAGUGUGGGUAGAUUUCUUACAGACUGCAAUGAAAUAAUGGCUUUUAUCGUGUAUAGUUUUGUCUGUAGAAUAAUAAAUGAUAGCUGAAUAAGUAGUAGUUGGGAGGAGGUUUAUACAGUUGUUUUAAAUUUAAUCUAUCUAGACAAGGAGGAGAUGGCCUAUAAAGAGUUCAAGCCCUGGUAUGUAACACUUGCAGCCUAAAUUUUCAUUCAGGUGUCAGCAGUUUGUCAAAAUUCAUGAAGUUGGAUCCUGAAUUAAGAUAUUUUAUCCAAGGCUAUGAAAACUUUCAGCAGGGGAUUUUCAUAUUGGAGUUGUUUUAACUUUGUGACCUGAGCUUGUUUUAAACUUAAAGCUGAACCCUGUGCAAUGGGGUUGAUUUCAUCCCUCAGUGGCCAUGUGGCACAGACAGAGUGUGGAGAAUUUGGAUCAAGGGCCAUUCCAGCCAAAAACUGUUCAAAACUUGUAACUGUUCCUCAGAGCUUGUCCCAUCAUGAUCCUGAGCAUCAGUGUGGAGAUUGAUUAUUUUCAGACACCUGUGCAGGCAGAAAUUCUGCUUCAUAUGAAUCCCUUGGCUGAAGUUUGUGUCAGUUUUAGGUAUGAUGAUGCUGUAAUUUAAGCUGCUCGCUGACUGUGGCUGUUUGGGGACAUGAGGAAAAACCCCUGGGUGCAGGAAUGGAAAAUAAUCCAGGCAACGGAAACAAUCUGUUCUUACUGCCUUCUGUGCAGGUCAGAGAUUGCUGGGGAGAGGAUCAGAAACCUGUCGUGGUUUUCUGUUGAGCUGGUGUUGUGUGGAGAGCAGGGAAGGUGAGCUAUGGCUGGUUACUUCUGUUUUAAUGGGCAGAUGUGGGGAUUGAGCUGGCUUGGGGUUGCUGGUGUUGCACCCUAACAGAGACAAGUGCUGAGCUCAGCCCUGGGUGGGAGCAUCAGUCUCACUUUAGUAAUAUACCAAUUUUAUUUUUUCUUUGUCUUCACUGAAAGCAGCAUCUGUGUGCACAGAAGGGCAGGGUUUAAUUUUUGCUGUGCUCUGUAAAAAUUGGGACAGGCAAGGUGUAGGUUGGGUCACAUUCGUGGCAUUCAGAGUCAGAAGCUCAAAUUCAACACUGAACAAAAAUGUUUUCAAAUGGAAAUAUAUCUUUAGGCUUAAAAAAACCCUCCUUUGGGUCUGUGAGUGUAGGAAUUCCUGUGGUUGGGUGCCAGAAGUGUGGAGGAUUUUUGCUGUGCUCCCCUGAACCACCUGGGGUUUGUUGUUCCCCAUACCCCAUGCAGGAAGGAGGGGUGGAAAUGGGAUCUGUAACAGGCUGAGCGAUGGCUGCCUGGCGAGAGGAGAGCUCUGGGCUGUGUGCUGGCCCACUGCUCCUGGUUAAUGGAAACAAGCUGCUCUGUGCAGGGCUCAGGGAGCCUGAACAGCCCUGGGAGCCUCCAUGCAGGAGAGCUGCAUGUGCAGACCUUGGAGCUGAACCAGGGGACGUUCCAGGGAGCUGGGACACCUCCUGGGGAAUGGUGGCACUAAGGACUGGGACAAAACUUGUUGGAUGCAGCAGGAGUGGUGGGAAUCAGCUGUGCCCAGCACAUGCGAGGGAGUUUCCAAGUGGGUUGACAAAUGAGGAUCAGAAGUUGGAUCUAAUUUUUUUUCUUUUUAAUUCAACAACAUAUUUUAUUAAUCUGCAGGACUUUAGGCUGGUUUAAAUGACUAAGUUCUCCUGACUUGGCCAGGACCACAGGCAGCUCCAUGAGCUGGAAAAGCCAAAGGCAGAGUGCUGGAACAGUUGGCAGGCAGGGCAGCCGCAGCUGGGAGCUCCUGACAGACACAUUUGUAUCUGAGAUGUUGCUGGAUGAUGUACUGUGACUAUGUAGAUAUGAGGGUUUGACAAAGUAUCUGCUGCUACCUGGGCUGGGCUUUUAGGGAGCAGCUUGGAGGAUUUCAGGGGGACAAAGCUUUAAAGAGUUGUGCAGCUUGCAGUUUAGAAGGUGAUGCGUUUUGGCAUGUUUGAUUUGGAUUUGCAGAAGUAUUAACAUUUCCUGUGGCUUUUUUCUGCAAUUCCAAGUCAUUUAAGUACUCUUGCAUAUUACAGAGUAGUAAAUAACUGUUAGUAAUUCAUUGCCUGAUUUUGAAACCCAGUUUUACUUUGCUUUCUAAGGCUUUCUGAUAACAAACAGCUGUUCUUGCUUACAUCACUUGUCAGGUUGUUGCAUUCGUACCCUUGACGCCCUGCCUUCUAACCUGCAAGUGCAUAAAACCUUUUUUUAGCCCUUUUUGACCUCGUUUCCAGGCCGGUGGUGUGUGUGCUUUGUACCCAGUCACAUCUAAGUACAUCAGUCACCCACAGGUGUCGUGUGACAGUAAGGGGACACCCCACUGGCCCAGGAUUGGACACACUUCCUUGUUUUUCCAUUGCAUAUUUGUUUUCAGCCUUCUCACCCUAUCCUAAGUCUCUGUCAGCUGGAGCUUCUGUCAGCCAGACACUUGGAUUGCCACAUUCAAAACUUAAUUGAUCCUGAAGCAUUUUCUCUCAAAGUAGAUUGAAUGCUGAGAUAAGUUGAAAAAUCUUACAGCCAGCAGAAAUUCAAGAACUCAGACUUUUUUUUAAUUCUUGUGUCUCUUACAUUAGUGGAGGGACUCCAUGCUUUGAAAAUAUUAUCAAAUAUGUGUCUCACCUGAAGCCUCCCUUUAUUUAUUCCUAAUCAUGUGGUAGUUCAGGAGGAAAUUGCUAUAAGUGGUUCAGAGUAGUUCCUGAAAAACUCUCUGUACCUUUGGAUUUUCCAUUAGCAGGUACUUCCUGAGCUGUGAGAGUGGACACAUUCCUACUCAUCUAGAAAUCCAGGAGUUGAGGGGGGCUUGUUGCUUAUUAGCUCCUAGCUGGAUUACCUGCUUUGGAAUAACCAGUUCAUGAUAGUCUAGGAGCCUGUGAACCUGCAAUUUUCCUGUAGAAAAAGAGGUGUAACUCUGUGAGGAGUGACUUUCUGUACUUUGGUGAAGGUUAGUAUCCUGGUGGUGUUUUCACUGCUGAUGUGAUUAUAAUUUUUUGACAGUUGAUCAUAUUUAAAUGUUCAUUAAAAUCACUUUGCAAACUGCAUCCUCAGCUGGUGACCUCUACUCCCUUUCAAAUCACAAUGUUUGUUUGGUGUUUGUGUAAAUGCAGAACACACUUGUUACUUCCAUUUUUUUUAUUGAGUGAUGGUUGUAAUUGUAGCUGUGAUUCCUGUUUAAAGCUGUCUUUUGAAAUAGUGUGUCCAGGUAACAGCUGAUUUGGGUGACUUGAUUUCCCCUUUACACACAUCUGGUUUAUUUGGAGGGGGAAAUGAGGUUUUCUGUAUUGUCGUUGCAAAACUUUCUCUUUCUCUGCUUUAUCUUUUUGAUGAACUGAAUUCAGGCCUGUUUGUGGUUGACACUUCACGCUCAGUGCAGAAAACCACUUUUGAUGCCCCUGUGGGAAGCAAUGCACAGUCCCUGUGAGGAUGCUCUCACAAGGUGCAGCUUCUGACCUUGGCCCUGGAGAUCAGUGCCUUGCAGUUGGGAGGGCAGUGCCCUCCUGCCCCUUUGAUUCCCUGGGACAUGAUCCGUGCCUGGGAAUGCUGAGGGAUCAACAAGCCUGAAUUUCUGCUGGAUCCUGGCUUGUUUGUGUGUAUUGUAGGCACAGAAGUGAGGAAUUGUGCUAAGUUGUACUCUUGAGAGCAAAAAGUCUCCAGUGCUUUAUACACUCAUCUAAACAAAAGGGUUUUCAGAACUUGAGGAAUUUUAGCUCAAAGUUGGGAGUACUGUUUUCGUGCAUGUGUCAUGCAGGUCAAACAGCUUAAAAAUAAUUAAACCCCAGGACCAUGCAAGCCACAGUGUGGCUUGUGUGUGUUUUUUAAUCCCAGGGAGUGAGUCUUUUGUAGCCCCCAACUGAUUUCCCUGAGGGGGAAUCUGUAGUUGGUUAUUUUAGGACUCACUUCAAAUUUCUGGCAUUUCCUUAAAGGGCUUUAGGCUCUGCUUGCUAGAAGAAACACUGAAUAUUGAGUUGAAGCCUGGUGAAAAUUUUCAUUUCUUUUUCCUUUCACUUUCCACACUUGAGGAAGAAAGGUUCCUCAGAACAGGCCAAUUUUUUUUAAGUGCUGUGCUAAAUUCUGUAUCUUCUAGCUGCAAUUAGUAUAUUUUCACAUCCUGACAUUUCACAAGAAAGCUUCACGCAUCUCAUUUUUUUGUUUUGUUGGCAUGUGCUGUGUUUUGAUCUUUCUGCUUUGCCUCAGAAGAAAACAUCCAGUGCCGUUGGGCUUUGCUUUCCUUGGUGCUGAGGCAGGACCAGCUCCCCGUGGGUUUUCAGAGUGGCUGUUCAGUUCCUGUCAGAGGUGCCUCUGACUGAUUAGGAUCCACUGCUGAGCAAUGACAGCACUGUGUUUUUGGGCCAGAAGUGGUGUUGGUGUGGUACAGAGCUGUGCAAUGGGGAGAGCAGUGCUGGAACUGUGCUGAAAGUCAGCUUGAAAGCAGGGCUGGGGCUGCUGCUGGGUCUGUUCAAGAGGAAAACACCCAGGCUGGAGAAAUACCUAUUGAAAGAGAAAGUUUAUGGUUGACUCCUCACUGCACUGUGAAAACCAUUAGGAAAAAGUCCUUGGGGUUAAAACCUGGGGCUCCACAGUUACCUGCACUUGGGUCUAGAAAUUAAUUUAAAUGUCGACUGAUCUGUCUGAAGCUGAACCCGUGCAUCAUAAGGCGCUUCCACUCUUAACGGGAGCUCAGCUGAUCCACACGGACAAGUUAAGUGAGAAAGUGGAAGACGACACGAUGCCAAUCCGCCGCUCGGUGAACGCUUCUUCCCGAGAAACCCCUCCCAAAAGCAAACCUGCAGAAGGGGAAGAGGUCAAAGCAGAUGCAGAAGCCACCUCUGAGGAAUCUGCCUCUGUUGGAGAGGAGCAAGAGACUGAAACCCUGCCUGCUGCACCCAGUGAAGCAGAACAGCCAAAGGAACCUGAGAAUGAAGGGAAGGAGGAAACAAAGUCCUCAGAAGAAACCAAAAAGGAAGAGAAGGACCAGACCAAGGAGAAGGAGAAGAAGGUGAAGAAGACCAUCCCUGCGUGGGCCACGCUCUCUGCCAGCCAGCUGGCUCGGGCACAGAAGCAGACUCAGAUGGCAGCCACCUCCCGGCCCAAAAUGGAUGCCAUUUUAACCGAGGCCAUCAAGGCCUGCUUUCAGAAGAGCGGUGCCUCGGUCGUUGCAAUACGGAAAUACAUCAUCCACAAAUACCCUUCCCUGGAGCUGGAGAGGAGGGGAUACCUCCUGAAGCAAGCACUGAAAAGGGAGCUGGAGAGGGGAAUCAUUAGGCAGGUGAAAGGAAAGGGAGCUUCUGGCAGCUUUGUGGUGGUGUCUAAUGCAGGAAAAACUGUUCCAAAAUCCAGAGACAGAAAGAAAAGCACUUCAGCCCUGAGCACAGAGCAGCAGGUGAAGCUGGAGGAUGUCCUGCCACUGGCCUUCACCCGCCUGUGUGAGCCCAAGGAAGCUUCUUACAGCCUGAUCAAGAAAUACGUGUCUCAGUACUACCCCAAACUCAAAGUAGAUAUAAGACCCCAGCUGCUGAAGAACGCCCUGCAGAGAGCUGUAGAGAAGGGCCAGUUAGAGCAGAUCACAGGGAAGGGAGCAUCUGGGACAUUCCAGCUGAAGAAAUCAGGGGAGAAGCCCCUGCUGGGUGGGACUCUGAUGGAAGAUGCCAUCCUGUCUGCUAUUGCGGCCAUGAACGAACCGAAGACCUGCUCCACCACAGCGCUGAAGAAGUAUAUCCUGGAAAAUUACCCAGGGACCAACUCCAACUUGCAGGUGCAUCUACUGAAGAGAACCCUGCAGAAAUGUGAGAAGAAUGGCUGGAUGGAGCAAAUUUCUGGGAAAGGCUUCAGUGGAACCUUUCAACUUUGCUUCCCUUAUUAUCCCAGCCCAGAUGUGCUCUAUCCAGAGAAGCAGCAGGAUGAGGAUUCUGAGGAAUCUGAUGAGGAAGAAGAGGAAGAAUCUGAGGAGGAAGAAGAAUCUGAAGAGGAAGAGUCUGAGGAGGAAGAGCCACCACCAAAGAAGAGGAUGCAGAAGAGACCACCCCCCAAGUCCCGGAGCAGGGCCCCUCCGAUGAAGCGAAGAGAGUCCAAACCCAAGCCAAGGAAAACCCCCACCGCCCGCCGGGGCAAAGCAAAGCCCCCUCCCAAGGUCAAAACCCCUGCUAAGAAAGCCAAACCAGCAGCCCCAGCCAUCAAGAAAGCCUCCAGUGGCAGCUCUUCCAAGAAACCAGCAGCCAGUGGGAGGAAGGAAGUGAAACCCUCUGCCAAGGGCAAAUCCACCAUGAGGAAAUCUCUCCGGGCAAAAAAGUAAAAUGUUUCUGAUGUCAGGGAAUCCCAUGGUCAAAUCCACAAUCUUGUUUUAUAAGUCAACGUGCAUUUGUAUUUUAGUUAUGAUGCUUAAACACUUCUUUAAUUUUUUUAAAUUUUUUUCUUGAACGAUGGGGAAAAGCUGAAAACUAAAUCAAACCAACCCGAGCAUUCAUUAGAUCUCGAUGCUGUGCCUCGGGCCUGCCCCUCCCCUGGAACGAGUCAUCUUUACUUUCUGCAAUAAUUUUAGGACUUUUCUAGGACGUCUCUAAUCUGUACAUUUAUGGUAUUCCACGUGGGUUUUGGGGGGGAGGGUUGGCUUUUAAAACAAUUCUUCAGAGAAGAUCUUUAUACCUUUAGACAGCAGGAACAGGAUGAUCAGGGGAAUGUGAUUCUUUACUGAGAAGGUGCCGUGGCAGAGGAGUCCUCCCCAGAUCCCUGCAUGCUGAGGUCCUUGGUGCUCCCGUGAGGGAGCUGUGUACAGACAGCACUUGCACUGAGCCCCGAGGUGCUGCUCUCCUCACCACAGGCCCAGGGCUGGCUGCUGAGUCGGAUCCUUGGUGUCCCUGAGGGUCUGGUGCCAGAGGGGCUCCCAAAGGGGCAGCUCUCGGUUAGGCGGGUGAUUUGAAUUAGUGUUUCCACACCACAUCUGUUACCUUAAAACCAAAAUAUAUCAAAGUCUUCUUGAAUCCAACUUUCAAAUGUUUUUAAGAGAUAAAAAGCCUGAGUUUGUCACCUCUUGUUUACCCUUUUUUAAAGAGAAGUUGGAGAGCUAUACAAUUGCUAAUGUAGAGAUGUUGAUAAGUGAAGAACAUGCGGUUUGCUAAAAUAAAAUGAAACUAGAUUCCA
Molecule: messenger RNA, 7543 nt
Organism: Passer montanus (Eurasian tree sparrow)
Lineage: Eukaryota; Metazoa; Chordata; Aves; Passeriformes; Passeridae
Gene: HP1BP3
Product: heterochromatin protein 1 binding protein 3
Exons: 13
Coding region: 5022-6698 (558 amino acids)
Biological process (GO): heterochromatin organization; nucleosome assembly
Cellular component (GO): chromosome; nucleosome; nucleus
Molecular function (GO): nucleosome binding; DNA binding
Source: RefSeq, a predicted model, not a curated record